This is a messenger RNA of Nematolebias whitei (Rio pearlfish), 3960 nucleotides long. RefSeq names its product transmembrane protein 94 (gene tmem94). The coding region runs from base 1 to 3594 and encodes 1197 amino acids. The record is from RefSeq and is a predicted model, not a curated record. The transcript has 27 exons. Lineage: Eukaryota; Metazoa; Chordata; Actinopteri; Cyprinodontiformes; Rivulidae.
AUGGAGACGCAAGAUAAAAAGCAGGAGAAUGGGGUGACUCUGGGCCUCUCAUCCAGCCAGGCUCUCAAGAAGCUCUGGGAGCAGCUCAACAACCUGCUGGAGCAGCACCAGAGAGCAGCACGGAGACGAACCUCUACAUGGGGUUUGCCAUGUCUGGCAAAACUGAAAAUCUACACGUGCACACAGCCCAUCACUGAAUGUUCUUCAGUUUGUGUGUUCUUUGCACUCCGCAGCUCUGGCAUCGAGCUGGUAAACGCCGCAGCGCUGUUCUUCCUCCUCUUGUUGAACCUGCUGCUUGUCAGACGCCAGGAGAGUUUGAAGAAGACUGAGAUGGUCCGCCGCCUCAAAGGCAUCACCACACAGCUCAGUGACUAUCUGUCAGGGUGUGUGGGUGAAGUGCAGUGGCCUUCAUCAGUCUACCCGGACCUGUUCAUCCCCUCGUCCUCCUCAUGGUCUCUUCAGUGGACCUAUCGUGACUCUCAGCUGGUUAACCUGCCCGUCAGUCUGCUGGUGGAAGGAGAUAUCAUUGCUCUGAGACCUGGCCAGGAGGCGUUUGCAUCCCUCAGAGGCAUCAAGGAUGAUGAACACAUAGUGUUGGAACCAGGAGAUUUAUUCCCCCCAUUUUCUCCUCCACCUUCCCCUCGUGCCAAGGACAGAGGACCUGAGAGCCCCCAUCAACACCGCCUCUUUAGAGUGGUCCGGACUCCAGUUCUGGACCUUGUCCAAAAUAGUUUGGAGCAGGCGCUGUCCCGACCUGUCACAGUGCUGGAUAAUGAGCGCUUUACUGUACAGUCUAUCAUUACAAAACUCAUCUGUCCUGUUGUUCUGGUGGCGUUCCUGCUUGUAAACACUAUUCGUUUUAUUUGUGGUGCCCCUAGCCUCACACCUGCCAUGUACAAUUUUCUUCAGCUUCAGCUGAUGGGUGUUCUGCCAAUCCUGCUGUUGCUCUUUCCUGUGAUGUGGGUGCUGGUAAAUGCUUUUGGAGAGGCCAGGGUUCUUGCUGAGUUCAGCCGUGCAUCGCCAGCAGGCCUGCUUGCUAAGUUCUCUGAGGAUACUCUAAGCAGCUACACGGAAGUUGUUUCCUGGCAGGAGUUGCUGCGUUGUGUUUGGAGACACCUGGUUGGUGUCCUGAAAGGAGAAUCUCAGACACUGUGCUACACGUCCAGCCUUCUUCACACACUUGGUUCUGUCACUGUGCUGUGCUGUGUAGACAAACAGGGUAUCCUGUCAUGGCCGAAUCCCAGUCCUGAGACGGUCCUAUUCUUCAGUGGACGAGUGGAACCACCUCACAGUAGUCAGGACGAUCUCAGAGAUGACCUGUCUGUCAACUCCUACUGCCGGAUGGAGGCAGAGAAUGAAAGAGACAAGGCCCAGGAGGCAGAGGCCCUGCUCUGUCUUUCAGAAGAGGCUUCCAUUCAGUUGGUAGAGGCCCCCGAGCCCAGCGAGACGUCACAUGACACGGCUCGCUCAUGUGAAACCCUCAAAUUUCGGCAACCCGCACAUUCUCGUACCAAGCACCACUCUGGAUCAAACGUCAGCUUCAGCCACGACACUGAGGGGGGAGAAGACAACCAGGCUCAAGAUUUUGCUUUGGGUUGUCCAGAAACAGAGGCUGAAGACUUUGUGUGUGACUACCACCUGGAAAUGCUGAGUCUGUCUCAGGACCAGCAGAACCCCGUCAGCAUCCAGUUUGAUGACCUUUCCUGGCAGGGCCAUCUGCCCUCCCUGAAGCCUCUGGGCCUCAACAUCAUGCUGAACCUCUGCAACGCCACCAUCACCCAGAAGCUCUGCCACUUUUCUGACCACAUUUCUAAUCUGGCUCUGCAGGAGAGCCACGGCUCCGUGUUACCCGUCUACGUCCCCUGGGGUCUGUGUGAGCUCUCCAGGCUCAUAGGGUUCACUCCUGGAGCGAGGGAGCUGUUUAAGCAGGAGACCUACUUGGCUCUGUACCAGCUGCCGUCUGGAGAGAAGACCAAGGAGUUAACUUCUCGCCACCUUCUCUACUUCAUCAAACGCCAGCCCCCCAUCUCCCACCUCCUCUCUCUGUGCGUGCGAGAUUCAUCCUCCAAUAACGUCCAGAUGCUGUCGCACGGUUCAGCUGAACUUAUCCUCGAGGCCUGUUCUGACUUCUGGGAUGGAACUGAUAUCUACCCUCUUUCAGGCUCAGACAGGAAGAAAGUUUUGGACUUCUACCAGCGUGCCUGUCUGUCAGGUUACUGCUCAGCCUUUUCAUACAAACCUAUGCAAGUGUCGUUGUCCAGUCAGCUGAAUGGAAAGUGUGUGGAGCUCGCCCCCGGCCCCUGCCUCUUCUCUGGUGUUGAGCUGCCCUCCACCACCCCCAUCAAACACAACAUCUGCAGGAACAGCUGGAGCUCGGAUGAGGGAAUAGGUGAAGGUGUGGAGCGGGAGGACUGCGUCCAGGCCCUGAGCGGACAGAUCUUCAUGGGCAUGGUGUCGUCUCAGUUCCAGGCGAGGCUGGACACAGUCCGUCUUAUUGAUGCCCUUGUGACCGCUUGUAUCCGUUUUGUUUAUUUUUCCAUGGAGGACGAGCUCCGCAGCAAGGUGUUUGCAGAGAAGAUGGGCUUAGAGACAGGCUGGAACUGUCACAUCUCUCUGACUCCUAAUGGAGACAGUCCCUGUGAAGGAGCUCCAUCCAGUCCGAGUCAUGGCUCCCUGCACGAAGAACUCAACCAAGAUUGUCGCGACGAAGCUGAGGGUCCGCUGCUGCAGGAGGAAGAGGCUCACUCGGCCAGCUUCCAGCCCACAGACAGUGAUGUGCCCAGCUUUCUGGAGGACUGCAACAGAGCCAAACUACCUCGUGGGAUCCACCAAGUUCGUCCUCAUUUGAAGAACAUUGACAACGUUCCUCUUCUGGUCCCGCUCUUCACUGACUGCACCCCUGACACCAUGUGUGAGAUGAUGAAGAUCAUGCAGGAGAACAGAGAGGUCACCUGUUGUCUGGGAAGCUCGGCCAACUUCCGAAACAGCCGCCUGUUCAUGCAGAGUGACCUCAGCAUCUCACUGGACCCUCUGUAUCCAUCUCAGUGUUCACGGGAAACAUUUGGCUAUGCCACUGGAGGAGGGCCUCAUGAGGACACUGAAGGACUGUCCCCUCUGAGACUUUCAGGGCAGCUGAACAGCCUGGGCUGCUCCAUCUCCUUCCACCAAGGAGACAGUGUCAGCAUCGCCAAACUCAUAGAACAGGCACGACACACGACCGCUGGCAUCCGUAAGUGCUUCCUUUUUCUGCUGCAGUGCCAGCUCAGUCUGGUCAUCAUCCAGUUCUUAGCCUGUCUUGCACAACUCCCCCCUCCUUUGAACACCACCGACAUCCUCUGGGUGUCCUGUUUCAGCUGCCCUUUGCUGAGUGUGUCUCUUUUGGGGAAACCACCUGACAGUUCAGUUAUGACGGUCGCCACAGGGAAGAACCUGAAUUCAAUCCCCAAAAAGGGGCGCCUGUGGCUGAGUGAUUGUGUCUUAUUGUUGAUCAUGAACUCUAACUUGUGUCUGAUCAUUUUCAGGGUGCGCGUUCGCUACCAGAAGAGACAGAAGCUGCAGUUUGAGACAAAGCUGGGAAUGAACUCUCCUUUCUAACGCCUUCUGACGAGCAGCACUGGAAACUAGAUGGAUUCCUCAGAAACCGGGAUGACACGAGGUGCAUGUUCUAUGCUGCACACUAAUUAUCAGGCAGACGUCACGGUGGAGGUUCCUACGUGCAUGUUGAGCUCCUUCAGAUGUUUGCUCGCUUGGUCAGUUUUGUGAAGGGCAGAGAAAAGAGACGAUCCUUUUCACUGCAGAAAACGGACGAAACAGGAAGUGGUUGUAGUUUUUAAUGUCCUCGUUCCCACAGCGCGCACGUGACACUCGCAGUAACGUGAUGCGUCUUCUACCAGAGCAGCCUUGUUGAAUAUGAUGUCAACGUUUCUUCAUUAAACAGAAACAUGAGACUGAAGGUUGUGG